Messenger RNA from Rosa rugosa (rugosa rose), 1113 nucleotides. RefSeq lists its product as uncharacterized. The record is from RefSeq and is a predicted model, not a curated record. Bases 1 to 1113 code for a protein of 370 amino acids. The transcript has 2 exons. NCBI's taxonomy places the organism in Eukaryota, Viridiplantae, Streptophyta, Magnoliopsida, Rosales, Rosaceae.
AUGUCUCCUCCUCCUGGUCUUCGGCGACAGGGGGAGAACCUUGUGUGUCGCCUCCACAAGUCGUUGUAUGGACUGAAACAGGCUUCUCGUCAAUGGUUCUCUAAGUUCACAGAAGCUAUUCUUACUGCUGGCUUCUCUCAGUCAAAAGCCGACUAUUCUUUAUUUGUCUGCAAAGAUGGUACAUCUCUCACCGUCUUAUUAAUCUAUGUGGACGAUAUUUUGAUCACAGGAAACAAUAUGGAGUCUAUUAAUGACUUGAAGCAAUUUCUUCAUACUCGUUUUCGUAUCAAGGACCUUGGUGAUCUGAAAUUUUUCCUAGGCAUUGAAAUAGCUCGUUCCAAGAAAGGGAUUUACAUAUCUCAACGUAAAUAUGCCUUGGAGAUUAUCAAAGAUAGUGGCUACUUGGGUGCUAAGCCGGUUAAGUUUCCUAUGGAAGAAUCCAAGCUUUCAAACAAGGGAGAACUACUCAAAGAUCCUGCUGCAUAUCGGCGUCUAGUUGGUCGAUUGAUUUACUUGACCAUUACUAGACCCGAUAUCACAUACUCAGUACAUAUUCUCAGCCGUUUCAUGCAUGAACCACGCCAACCUCACAUGGCUGUUGCCCUUCGAGUUGUGCGUUACCUAAAGUCAUCUCCUGGUCAAGGUUUACUUCUUCGUUCUCAUGAUUCUUUAAACUUGAGGGCAUUUUGUGAUUCUGAUUGGGCGGGUUGUCCUAUUACCCGCCGCUCCACUACUGGUUAUUGUAUAUUCUUGGGAAGUUCUUUAAUUUCGUGGAGGACUAAAAGGCAAAAGACUGUUUCACUAUCAAGUGCAGAAGCUGAAUACAGGGCAAUGGCAGAUUUACAUAUGCCUAUUUCGAGUCCAGCUAUUUUGCAUUGUGAUAAUCAAUCAGCCUUGCAUAUUGCUGCGAAUCCUGUAUUUCAUGAAAGAACACGGCAUAUUGAAAUGGAUUGCCAUUUCAUUCGGGACAAAAUUUUACAAGGUGAGGUUGUCACUCAACAUGUGAUUUCUUCACAGCAAUUGGCAGACGUGUUUACUAAAGCUUUGGGGAAAGAGAAGUUCAAAUCGCUCAUGUGCAAGUUGGGAGUUCUUGACAAUCACUCUCCAACUUGA